Messenger RNA from Sorghum bicolor (sorghum), 1662 nucleotides. RefSeq names its product protein REVEILLE 6. The transcript has 9 exons. Gene Ontology annotation, molecular function: DNA binding. NCBI's taxonomy places the organism in Eukaryota, Viridiplantae, Streptophyta, Magnoliopsida, Poales, Poaceae. The record is from RefSeq and is a predicted model, not a curated record. Bases 147 to 1100 code for a protein of 317 amino acids.
GCGCUGCUGGGUGUGUCAUCACUGUCCUCUCCUCCUGCCCUCACGUCUCACAGGCAGCACCACGAGCGACCACCACGCCGCCACGCCAACCCUAGGGUCUACGCUACGCUACGAGGAAGGAGGAGCAAGAGGGAAGCGGCAGGUCGAUGGUGUCCAUGAGCACGACGCCGCACCCGCUGGAUCCGUCGGUCCCGGCCGUCGCCGGGGGCGGCAAGGAGGAGGAGGAGGAGGCGGGGCGGGCGCGGGAGGAGGCCGCCGCCGCCGCCGCCGCCCCCGCGGCGGUGCCCGUGCCGACGGUUGGGAACGACGACGACGACGACGGGCCCCGGAGGGUGCGCAAGCCCUACACCAUCACCAAGUCGCGCGAGAGCUGGACCGACCCCGAGCACGACAAGUUCCUCGAGGCGCUGCAGCUCUUUGACCGUGACUGGAAAAAGAUCGAAGCAUAUGUUGGCUCCAAGACAGUAAUACAGAUCAGGAGUCAUGCACAAAAGUACUUUUUGAAGGUUCAAAAGAAUGGAACAGGUGAACAUUUGCCCCCGCCUAGGCCAAAACGAAAGGCUGCCCAUCCAUAUCCACACAAAGCCUCAAAAAAAGCCCUUCAAGUUGUCUUACCACAACAAGCUUCACAUAUAAUGGAGCAAGGCUGUGGUACACCUAUGGAUACUGCUACUGUUGCUACAGACUCGAGUGCAAAUGAUGCUUUUCCUGUUCAACAUUUCAGUCCGAGGCAUACACAAGGUGCAACAUAUAAUAACUCUAGUAGCAUAGGUAGCCAAUCUGGAACUUGGCCAACUUCUGAAGGCACAGAACAAGACAUCAGGCAUCCAGCACUGAGUGCCAUGCCAGACUUUGCUCGUGUAUACAACUUCCUGGGAAGCAUAUUUGAUCCAGAGACAAAUGGUCAUUUGCAACAGUUGAAGGAAAUGGAUCCUAUUGAUGCUGAAACGGUACUGUUGCUGAUGAAAAACCUGUCAAUCAACCUAACUAGCCCAAACUUUGAGGAACAUAGGAGGUUGCUCUCUUCACAUGCCUCAAGCAUGGAUCAAGAAAUGGGCUCUUCUCACAUUCAUCUUCCAUUCAUGAUAACAAGCAAGUGAGAGAAGCUGCCCUCAAGCCAACGGCGUUGGAGUCACUCUGGAGCAUGGCGAUGUCCCUAGGGGUGCUUGCUAGCCUCCUGUUGUAGUGCGGCAUUUGUACAUAGCUCUUAGUAAUGCCCCUAACCACCUUAGGCUAGGUUUGCUCGACAUGUUGUAGGUUAUGCGCCUUUUGAUUCUUUGCCCCUCCAGUUUUGCCCAUUGUAACUUAUAAUAUGCGUGCCUUAUGCCUCUUUACCCCUUUUCCCCCCUCAUAAGGAUGAAUGGGUGGCAUGUAGUUUUGGCCGUGUGUGUAUAUAGCAUGCGGAUGUAUGUGUACAGCAGGCGGCUAUAGCAAACUGUUGUUGUAAGGCAUAAUAAGCUGAUAGUGUGUGGUCCUAUUCUACAGCAGGUCAUGCCAGAUACACCUCCGAACUUACUGUCGUUUUGUAUUGUAUGAUAAGGGCACAUGUAACAUAAAUAAAAUUUUAGUUGCCCUUCUGGUUGCAGUAACUCUUGUGGAUCUGGAGUUUUGUCCUUGUGUAUCUGAUCUUGAUCUGAUUCGGACACGCCAAUGUGAGAUUUA